Messenger RNA from Caenorhabditis remanei, 1341 nucleotides. RefSeq lists its product as uncharacterized. Lineage: Eukaryota; Metazoa; Nematoda; Chromadorea; Rhabditida; Rhabditidae. Bases 1 to 1341 code for a protein of 446 amino acids. Gene Ontology annotation, molecular function: transmembrane transporter activity. The transcript has 11 exons. The record is from RefSeq and is a predicted model, not a curated record. Gene Ontology annotation, biological process: transmembrane transport. Gene Ontology annotation, cellular component: membrane.
AUGGGAUUUUGGAAUGAUGUACGAGAUCGGAUCAAAAGUUGGAAAAUUACAGUGGAACCGUUGAUGUUCAUAUUGGCAGCAUGCAACACCGCAGUCGGAAUUGUGUCCCCCGCUCUGAAAGAAGGAAAAAUGAAACGAUAUUAUCCAGCUCCGCCAGACAUCCAUGGAAAAGAUCUUGACAAAUAUUAUAAUAAAAAAAUGGUGAUGUGGGACAAUUACUAUGAAUACGUGAACCUGCCAAUCGCUUGCAUCUUUGGAAUUAUUUAUGGAGGAUAUAGUGAUCAUCGCGGAAGGAAAUAUCCCAUGCUCAUUGGAAUUCUUAGUGUGUUGGUGUCGAAUGCGAUGAAUCUUCUGAUGUGGGAUGAAAACACAGAUUGGUCAUUAAACUGGACAUAUCCUACAGCAGUGAUCACUGGAUUUCUAGGAGAUUUUCUACUGACAAUGAGUUGUAUCAACGCAUACAUUGCCGAUGAAUUCCCAGACAAAAUAACGUUAUCUUAUCGAAUGGUCGUUGUGUCGAUUUUAUUCAGUUUGGGCUCAUUUGUUGCGUCUCGAUUUGUCAAAGAUUUGGUAAAAUGGACUUCGAAGCCCACUGUCAUGAUUAUUGCGGAAGGAGGAUACUUGUUAACUUUUCUGGUAUCUCUGUUGGUUUUAGAACAGAAGAAACCAGUCCCAAAAGAUAGUUUGCUGAAAGAAAACGAUACCAUAUCUACAAUUGAGAGUGCUGAAAACCAGAGUCUUGCCUCUGCCCCAAUACCAAUUGUGACGGAGAAACAAUCUGUAAUAGAAAUAAUCAAAAUUUCCUUCGUUUCCCUCUACGAUGCCGCCAAGAUUUUUGUGCUCCCCAGAGCUGGACACCGUCGACUGUUCCUUUAUCUUUGUUUUGCUGCCAACUUCCUGGAUCAGUUUGUAUGGGGAGAAGAAAAAGGACUCUUGGGUACAUAUGUAAGAUUACCUCCAUUCAAGUGGGAUACUAACACUUAUGCAGACUACAAAUCAUGGAGACCCAUCGUCCAAAUUGUGGGUAUGGCUGUUGGAAUGUUGUUUUUCAAACGCAUUUGUCAUUUCCGUGACACCUUCAUAAUCUCUCUCGCCAUUUUGAGCAUGGCUGGCUGUGUGCUCAUGAUUGGAUUGGCUCAGGCCUCGUGGAUGAUAUUUGCAAGUUUAGCACCUGGAAGUCUUCACGGAUUGCUCAACCCAAUGUCAUAUACAUUUAUGGCAUGUAUAGUAGAGCCGGAUGAGGGUUUCGUUUGGCUUCUCAUGGCCGCCAUCAGCUUUGUCGCCGUCGGCAUUUAUCUUAUUGUGCAUGUCAUGGCGAAACGGGAGAACGUCGGAUCCUAA